Molecule: messenger RNA, 924 nt
Organism: Zasmidium cellare ATCC 36951
Lineage: Eukaryota; Fungi; Ascomycota; Dothideomycetes; Mycosphaerellales; Mycosphaerellaceae
Exons: 1
Coding region: 1-924 (307 amino acids)
Source: RefSeq, a predicted model, not a curated record
AUGGCUGGCGCAAACCAUACCGAGUAUGCCGACGUCGACGAUACCGAGCUCGCGAUCACCGUAGGCGCCCAUGCCCUCAUCAAACCCAAGCUAGAUGCCAGCGACCACCAGCAGAUCACGGUCCGCAAAGGAGUCUCUGCCACGACGAUUGAAAAGUACAUACAGAAGACCCUAGGCCAGGAGGAUCUGCCCGACGAAAAGCGACCCGGUAUUUCCUUGACGGAGCAAGAAAAGACACCACCAGAUACUGCCAAGGGACAGAUCUCGAUGCUUCUGGUCGGGUUGUGCGCAGAUUCCGUCCAGUUACCCGAGUACAAGGUCAACGCCAAAGCCGCAACACCUCCCAACCUCUACUAUCUCCCAAAGGACACCAAGGUUCUGCGGGUGGCGACCCUCAUCAAGGAGAACGUCGUCAACGCGGAUCUAUUCGCCCUUGUCGACCAACGAGACGGGCUCUGCGAGGCGUACAAGAUCUCCUCGAAGAACUGCUUCUACUUUCCUGCUUUCAGGACGAAGACUAAGAACAGACAGGUGCGAGCCACAGAAUGGCAAAGCAUCGUUAGGGCGGCGGUCAUCAACAUAGCAUCCGUUGGCAAGCCAUCUCCGGAGGCGGAGCUGGACGUUCUUCUUUGCGAUUUCUUCGAUAAGAAUGCAGAGAUGGACAUGGACGAGGUGUAUAAGCGCCUACCGGGGUGUUGGGCUGAUACCGGGGUCGAUUACGGCGUGGAGGUCCUGGACAGCGUGAGAAAAGCGGUUCGCUUCUGUUGCGUGGUGGUUGAGGCGAGGUUGCGCAGGGGCUUCCUUUUGCUGGUCUGCCACAGGAUCAAGCGGACGCCGGACGACUGGGAGUACAACAAGGAGGCGACGUUGCUGGAGUGUGAGAGGAUGGCUGGUGCUAUGUGUGAUCUAAAGGCGAGGGGUUGA